CUAUUUCACAAUCUAGUGAAAGGCAAUGAUGAUACACUGGUGUUGGAGAGAAGAGGGAAAUUGGAAUUGCCAAGAUGACGUGAUACAAGGAAAUAUCCGCAUGUCUCUCUUUCCUCACUAUAAAAUCGAAUUUUGUUAGUUCUCUCAGAUCCCCUUGUCAAGGACUAGGAUUGCGGUGGAGAAAAGGAUAAAGGUAAAAUAUAAAGCAAUGUUGAAGUUUUAUAAGCCACUAUAACCAUACAUAAAAACAUACUCCUAAAAGGUUCAAUAAUACAGGAUUCAAAAGACAACGUCACUGUUAAACAUGGAAAUUGAAGAGCCUUUGAGUUGUGAUAUUUCAAUGGUUGUCUCUGAGUCUGAUGAUGAUAUUAUAUUCGCCAACUCACAAGAAGAUAUUACUUUAAUUAAAGACGACUCUGCCACGUCUAGUAAUACUGAAGCUCACUGUUCAAGAACAGAAAUUAAUAAUUCGUCUGAUAAAAAUGAAACAUCACAUACAGAAAUUCCAUGGCGAGGCACUCCACUCCACAAACUGGUAAAAACUACAGGAAAAGAUGUAUACCCUCCAGUGGCAGUCAGCCCACAACACACUGUUUUAUUCAAGCUGCCAGUGAAGGAAGGUCAAGUGCCUAAACCAUGGCCAGAGAAACCACAAGACAACUGGGAUCAGAACCAUGUCCGUAUGCCACACUCGGCCUCAAACCUCUAUCCAGUCACUCCAACAGAGCUGAGGAGUAGAUGGGAACUGGUGCAGCAGGCACUCAGCAGCCCUAUCAGCAAUAGUCAGCAGCUGGAGGCGGCCAUCUUACACUACAACUCCAAGUACAGCGACCGCUGGGACUUCCGGGCGCUUCACUCUUUCUUCUCUACGGCUCUGGAGGAAGUGGAGACAGAGCAUUUCUUCGCAAAGGUGUUGCCGAAGGUAGUGAAGUUGGCACUCAGCCUGCCGACACUGCUGACCCAGGGGGUGCCUCUGCUGAAGCAGCAUGUCUCACACUCGAUCAGUCUUACUCAGCAGCAGAUCAGCUGUCUGCUGGCCAACGCCUUUCUCUGCACAUUCCCUUGUAGAAACACCGACAAGAAGGAUUCUGAGUAUAGUACUUAUCCCAGCAUCAAUUUCAAUAGACUUUUCACGGCAGGGAAUAAAGGUAGACUUCCACCUCUUCACGAAAAACUGAAAUGUUUAAUAAACUACUUCAGGAGAGUUACCACAAAAGUGCCUGAAGGCGUUGUGACGUAUUCACGACACUACGUCCCACCGGGGGAGCUGCCAGACUGGAGUAAGGCUACCAACAGACUGCCCAACAUGUACGUCUCGAGUACUGGCACGAUAGAGGACGAGGGUACCAACAUGCUUCAGGUGGAUUUUGCCGACAGGUUUAUAGGAGGACUUGUGUUUGGCCGAGGCUGUGUUCAAGAGGAGAUUCGCUUUGUCAUCUGUCCGGAGUUGCUUCUCGCUCGUCUCUUCACAGAAGUUCUGGACGACACCGAAGCCAUCAUUAUCAGCGGCUGUGAGAGGUUCAGCACGUACCAAGGAUACUCCAACACGUUUGAGUGGACCGGUAAUGUGGAGGACUCUACUCCUCGGGACAGUGGUGGACGUCGUCUGUGUACGGUGCUCGCCAUCGACGCAACUCGUUUUCAGAGUGGCAAGACACAGUACUCGGAGGCACAUAUCAGCAGAGACCUUAACAAGGCAUACGCAGGUUUCUCUUGGGGUGUAGCCAGUGGAAGUUGGGAGAGCAUAGCAACCGGGAACUGGGGCUGUGGAGCGUACAGGGGUGAUGCCAACCUCAAAACCUUGCUACAGCUGAUGGCAGCGGCUGUGACAGGCCGAGAUAUGGCCUAUUUCACCUUCGGGAACACUAAGCUGAGGGACAGGCUGGCAGACAUGCACAGCUUCCUUGUCAAACAUCAGGUCACUGUAGGUAAGUACUGGGACUGUGGAGCGUACAGGGGUGAUGCCAACCUCAAAACCUUGCUACAGCUGAUGGCAGCGGCUGUGACAGGCCGAGAUAUGGCCUAUUUCACCUUCGGGAACACUGAGCUGAGGGACAAGCUGGCAGACAUGCACAGCUUCCUUGUCAAACAUCAGGUCACUGUAGGUGACCUAUGGAAGAUAAUUACCAGCUAUAUUCCAGCACUGUAUCGUCACAGCCUGUACGAUCACAUCUAUAGUACAGUGACAAACGGCUCAGUUCCAGUGCCAUUCAAGGGGGUAAACCACCCAGCUUUCAAGAAACAGAGGGUUCUGGACAGCAGCAGAGGAAGUGGAAUUAAAAAGGAAACAAUGAGACAAUCAGAAGGCAAAAAGGAGUCGCCAUCAGAGAAACAAGCGGUCAAAGUCAACAAUAAUCAUAAACUUAGCUCAGAAGAAAUAGAAAAGGCGUUGGACAAUAUUGAAAAUGGAGAAGAAUGCACAGAGGAAACAAAACCUUUGGAAGCAAAGACAUUGAGUAUCAAAAGUGACAAGGAAUUGUGUCUGAAAAGACUCAGCAGUAGUUGGACAAAUCUCAAUGACUCUAAAAAAGACUUUGGUUCCAGUGAGCAGUCGGUAAGAACGGAACAGUCCAGUGAAACUCUGCAGGGGUCAAGUUCCGGCACAGCCAGGCAAAGCCAAAAAACAAACCAGAAGAAAAAAAUAUCAGACUAUUUUCAAUCAGUCUCUAAGUCUUAGUGAUAACUUUCAAAAUUACACUUGUAAAAUAUAAUGUUUACUGCAGAAACACAAAAAUGUAAUUAUUGUUAUAUUGUACAUAUUUCUUUUGUAAAGUAUGUCAAUAAAUAUUAUUUUUUAUAAAGA
Messenger RNA from Homalodisca vitripennis (glassy-winged sharpshooter), 2803 nucleotides. RefSeq names its product poly(ADP-ribose) glycohydrolase-like. The transcript has 14 exons. The record is from RefSeq and is a predicted model, not a curated record. Gene Ontology annotation, molecular function: poly(ADP-ribose) glycohydrolase activity. Lineage: Eukaryota; Metazoa; Arthropoda; Insecta; Hemiptera; Cicadellidae. The coding region runs from base 305 to 2677 and encodes 790 amino acids. Gene Ontology annotation, cellular component: nucleus; cytoplasm. Gene Ontology annotation, biological process: carbohydrate metabolic process; nucleotide-sugar metabolic process; regulation of DNA repair.